Messenger RNA from Erigeron canadensis, 748 nucleotides. RefSeq names its product root allergen protein-like. Gene Ontology annotation, cellular component: nucleus; cytoplasm. Gene Ontology annotation, biological process: defense response; abscisic acid-activated signaling pathway. Gene Ontology annotation, molecular function: signaling receptor activity; abscisic acid binding; protein phosphatase inhibitor activity. Lineage: Eukaryota; Viridiplantae; Streptophyta; Magnoliopsida; Asterales; Asteraceae. The coding region runs from base 71 to 532 and encodes 153 amino acids. The record is from RefSeq and is a predicted model, not a curated record. The transcript is spliced from 2 exons.
UUCAUCCUUAUAAAUAAAUAUACAUACUUACAUAUAUAUAUAUUUUGGAAAAUAUAACUUGAUAUAUAUAAUGGCUGUUGUAACUGCUGUGAUUGAAGUCCCUUCUUCUCUUCCCGCUCCUAAACUUUUCAAGCUUUUAAUUACAGACUUUACCAAACUUGCACCUAUUGCCGAACCACAGACUUACAAAUCCGUUACCACCAUCGAUGGCGUCAAUCACGUAACAUUCAGUGACGAGUGCAAAUUCAACAGUGCUAAGAUCAGGUUUGAUGCCAUGGACGCAGAAAAGCUCACUGUUAGCUACACUAUCAUUGAGGGUGACACCUUGUUGGGCAAAGUGGACAACGCCCCUUUUCACGUUGAGUUCAUUCCUUCUGCUGAUGGAGGGUGUGUAUACAAGCAGACAAUGGUGUUUAAUUGCAAGGGUGAUUCUAAGCUGUCUGAAGAAGAAAUAAAGGAAACUAAAGAGUGGUACACAAACACAGUUAAGGUGUUUGAGGCUUAUGCCAUUGCCCAUCCUGAAGUUUGCUAAAUUAUAUUCUCAUAUUGAAUCAACGGAGAAGCUUCUGUUUCUAUUAUAAUUAAUGUGUGUGCUGAAUAAUGGAAAUGGUUCCACUAGUAUGUUUUCAACCUCUCUAUAUGUACGUUCUCAUAAACAAGUUGCAUGUAUACCCCAUGAAAAUUAAAAUUUCAUAUAUACUCAAUUUUAACAUUCUAAUUACAUAUAUAAAAUUUCAUAUUUACUCAA